AUGGAGAAAGUCGGCCAAUGGUGGUCCGACGGAUACUUUGACGGUGACGACGCGAGCCGCUGUUCCGAAAUUAUCUCGGAUGAUCCUCGCAGCGGGGGCGCGUGGCGCAGGUGUCGGCGCGCCGCGUCGCGCGUCGCGUGGGUGCCUGUGAUCGUCGUUUUCCUGCCGAUCGUCGUGGGCUAUCUCGCAUGCGUCGUGGCGAAACAUGCUGCGGAGACUGCGCAGCUUGCAGCCGUACGGAGAGGCAGGAGGUUGCUUAGGCGGGUUGGGGAGACGACGGCGGGGAGGGAGGGGAGGACGGUUGUGUCGAGAAUCGGAGAGAGAUUGCGAUGGAGGAGGGGGGGUGAGAUGGGGGACGGAGGAGGAGGGAUUGACAUUGAGGCGAUUCCGAGGGGGCCAGGAUACGCGGAUUGGGAUGGGGAUGAGUUUGUGGAGCGGUAUGGGCGCAUGUGGGAUGAUACUACUGACGAUGGCGUGGUGGGUGAUGGUGACGGGGAUGGUGAUGGUGAUUCUAAUCAUGCGGUUGUUGCGCGAGACACACAUGUAUGGAGGGACAUGGGCGGAGAUUUAGCAGAAGCGGACGAGGGAACAACAGCGGAAGAGAGAGAAGCACAUAUGGGCAAGAAGAUCAUGGGGCUUGUGGGCCACGUGGACGAGACGUGCCUCCUCUCCCCCUACCUCCUCGCGUAUCUCUUCCCCCCCGCGCUGCUCUCCGUCUCCCUCGAGGAGGAGGAGGAGGGAGAGGGAGAGGGAGAGGGAGAGGGGGAGGGGGAGGCAGGGGCGUCGUUUGCUGUGAUGGAGCCAUCGUUGAACAUGUGGGACAUCUCCGUCUGCCGAGGCUUCAUCGAUUCGUUCCCACGCACCAUGUAA
Closterium sp. Naga37s-1 is the source of this 870-nucleotide messenger RNA. Lineage: Eukaryota; Viridiplantae; Streptophyta; Zygnematophyceae; Desmidiales; Closteriaceae. The record is from the annotation of a GenBank genome assembly.